AUGUGGAAGUGCCAUAAAUGUGGGAAACCAGUAUACUUCGCUGAACGGAAGCAGUCAUUGGGGUAUGAUUGGCAUCCAGAGUGUUUACGUUGUGAAGAAUGUGGGAAACGUUUAAAUCCUGGCCAACAUGCAGAGCACAAAGGUGUACCAUAUUGCCAUGUACCAUGUUAUGGAGCACUUUUUGGACCACAGUUAUUUGGUCAUGGAACACGAGUUGAAUCACACACAAGUUUUGGAAAGAAAGAAGCUCGACCAUCUUUACCACGAUCACACUUAGAAUCAAAGCUGAAAGUUUUCAAUCAGUACUACGAAGGAAAAAGUGGUGGGAUAAGAAGUCGUGAGGUCAAUGGAAGAUUGAUAUUAGAAGGUGCACUGCGAAUUUACUGGGGUGUUAGAGGAGUUAUCCACUUAAAAGAAGACGAUGAUCAACGUACAGUGGUUACAGCUAGAAAUAGAAAUUCAUGUAGACGCAGUGCUUCGGAUAGUAUAGAAGAUGAAGAAAAGGAGGAUAAGCCAGUGAAGGGUACCGUUGAGCAGGAUACAGAAACUGAAACAAAGUCUGCUCCAACUUCUCCAGAUCAUCUCAAGAGUCUCACUUUGCCAAUGAAAUUAGAUGUUAAAACUAUGGAAUGGGAUGAGUUGGAUGAGCUUCUUCAGGUGGAGCGUAAAGUUGAAGAUGGAAAUAAGUUGUAUCAAACAAUGCCUGAGAAUUUACCGUCGAUAAGUUCGCAGAACAGUUCAGAUGCAUUGCCGGUUUCCUCUCAGUCCAGUCUCAAUAAAUCUGAUUCCCGCGAAAAUUCAGAAACGAGUAGCCCAAAUCAUCAAACGAGUCGUGGCAACGAUAGUAGUGUAACUAGUACGCCAACGCACAGUAUAGGAAGCUCUUCCAGUACCGACACACCCGUUUAUCACGGAACUCCGAAUCGAAAUGGGACACUUCGAAGGGUAGAAUAUUUUGAUAGUUUGGAAAAAAACAUACCUGGCAAUAGAUCCAUCAGUACUGAUGAUAGUUGGAUAGAGAAGGGAUUAAAUCGAUCGAUGUCAGGACCCGAUUGUCUUCAAAGACAUCGGACAGAUAGUGACACGGAUUCUGUAAAUUCUCUUCAGUUCAGAGAAGAUGACAACAUGACUAUGUCUACUGACAGCGGAUUAGAGCUCGAAGGUGUAGUUUUACGACGAAAACAAGGUUCUACUGCCAUCAGACGUCGACCUGGGGGUCGACGGCAAUCUCGUAGUCGUUUACGGCGUCGUUGUUCAAUUAACGGCCACUUUUAUAACCGUGAAACCAGUUUUUUUACACCCCCCCAUGGAUCUCAAAUGUCCGUAUGGAUUACAAGCCUAGUAAAUACUCAAGAAGUUAUCAAUCUCAUGUUAGACAAAUACAAAGUGGAUGCUAAACCGGACAAUUUUGCAUUGUUUGUGGUUCGCGACAAUGGAGAACAACGAAGACUGAGAGAGGAUGAAUAUCCUUUAGAAGUUCGAGUAGUAUUGGGUCCGCACGAGAACGUUGCGCGGCUGUUUCUGGUUGACAAAUUGUCCACGCCAGAAAUCAGCUCCGACGUCGCACAAUUUCUUAACCUCUCACUGGCAGAGUGUCACGGCAUUUUGCAACGUUAUCAUUACGAGGAGGAACGUCAGAUUCUUUUAUUGAAGGAAAAAUACAAAGAGAUGCGUCGAAGAAUACGACAAAGAAUGGAAGAGUUGAAGGUCCGACUGUAG
Molecule: messenger RNA, 1719 nt
Organism: Dufourea novaeangliae
Lineage: Eukaryota; Metazoa; Arthropoda; Insecta; Hymenoptera; Halictidae
Gene: Rassf
Exons: 10
Coding region: 1-1719 (572 amino acids)
Biological process (GO): signal transduction
Source: RefSeq, a predicted model, not a curated record